Plasmodium cynomolgi strain B is the source of this 1311-nucleotide messenger RNA. Its product is annotated as CYIR protein. The transcript is spliced from 3 exons. The record is from RefSeq and is a predicted model, not a curated record. Lineage: Eukaryota; Apicomplexa; Aconoidasida; Haemosporida; Plasmodiidae. The coding region runs from base 1 to 1311 and encodes 436 amino acids.
AUGGCGAAACCGAGUAACAACGUAGAUUUGGAAAAUGCAUUAAAGAAAUUAAAACAUGAUAAACUGUAUGAUGAUUUCUUCGAAUAUAAAAACCAAUCUCAAUAUAAUAAUUAUUGUGAUGUCUUUGAUAGUAAAGGUGAAAAGAAAAAUGAAGACGCCAAAAAAAUUUGCCCUAAACUUGUAUAUUUUUUAGAAAAAAUAGCUAAAAUGCAGAAUAAAGUGGAAGGUGAUGAACGAUGUAGAUAUUUACGUUAUUGGUUAUACGAUGAAGUAGGGAAAUUUCACACUGAGAGCUCUAUUAAUAUGGAUAAAUUAUCUUACAUUACCGAUCUUAUUGAGGUAGGGAAUAAGGUUAAUAAAGAAAAAUUAAAUAAUCGUUGUUCUUUACCUUCGCACGAUAAAAGUGUUAAAUUAGAUGAAUGGAAAAAUAGGAAAAUUUCUUAUAUUUAUUUAAAAAAAUAUAAUGAUAUUAAAAAAGAUAUUGAUCCUACAAAUAAAGAUAAAUGUAAUAUGUAUACUACAUACCUUAAUAAUAUGAAUUCAUUGUAUAAUAAGUACAAGAAGGAAUGUAAGAGUAUAUUUUUGAUGGUUUAUGGUCCUGAUUACGCUGAUUGUUAUUCUACUCAUAAGCCAGAUGAACUCAUAGCUCUAUUGAAGAAUUGUAAUAAGUCUACUGGAGGUGGCAGUACGGGUACUACAUCAUGGUUAUUAAAUUUUUUUAUUCCAUCAAACAGAUCCUCUUCUGGUAAUCAGCAUAAGACUACCCAAGGCACCGUAAAGGUUGCUGAUACAGCAGGGCAGAACACAGAACAGGGAGCUUCACAAGGUGUAACACGCUCAACAAGUUCGGCAAGUUCGGUAAUUGCAGCACCAGAACGCAAACAGGUGGGCCGUGAAAUGUCGGUCACUAUAAAUCCUAAAGCGCCUUUGAGUCCCCUAUCAAGAGAAAACCCUGGGAACGUUGUCAAUGCAGUAAGAUCUAGUGCUUCAGAGACUAGUAGUGAUGCAGGGGCUGUGAUUACCACGACUGUUUCUAGUACAUUAGAAACAUUAAAUGAAAAGUCAGACAAAAAUUAUAUUCGUGACGUCAUAAUGGCUACUGCAAUACUUGGAACUAUAUUCUUCGUUUUCUUUUACAACAUGUUCCAAAAUAAAAAUGUUUUCACUCACUCUACAUUUUUUGUGUUAGUCUUCUGGAUUAAAGUCAAGUUUUCCCAAAAGAAAACGAAAAAAAAGUUAAAUUUGAACAUAAUUAUUACGAAGAGUAUGAAAAGGAGUUUGAGAAGUAUGAUUCAGAAUAUGAAUCUUUAG